Molecule: messenger RNA, 1969 nt
Organism: Cylas formicarius (sweet potato weevil)
Lineage: Eukaryota; Metazoa; Arthropoda; Insecta; Coleoptera; Brentidae
Product: monocarboxylate transporter 12-like
Exons: 8
Coding region: 349-1803 (484 amino acids)
Biological process (GO): monocarboxylic acid transport; transmembrane transport
Molecular function (GO): monocarboxylic acid transmembrane transporter activity
Source: RefSeq, a predicted model, not a curated record
AAAUCAUCGGAGUGUAAAUUUGCGGUUUUACGUAAGGUUUACUUAUGGUGACGAAGAACUGAAACAAACGAUUUUCGUGACUCAAAAUUCGGUAGGGUUUGGACGAACUCGCGAUACAAACGAAUUGCAAGGGCGCUGACGUCAUAUUUCGAGUGGUCAGGUGAUGGUACGGUCAUGUGACCGAAGUAGGUGCGAGCAAUUAAUAAAUGACACUCAGCGGUUUUCCGAUGCAAUUCGUUAAUUUUUCGAUGUUGUGCCAAGACUCGGGGGCUCGUCUAAGCUGCCGAAUGCGGUCUGACCAAGAAAGUGCGGCGGUUCCUGUGAAGCAUUAAAGGUGUUCCACGGGCGAUGGCUGGCGAGGCCAAAGAGAAAAAUUGCGACAUCCAUUCCGUCCCUGAUGGCGGCUGGGGAUGGAUGGUCGUUCUCGGAGCAGCGCUGAUCAACACCGUUAAUCAGGCGCUGUUCUCCGUGUUUGGGCUGAUAUUUGGGGAAACGUUGAAAGAAAUGGCUCAGGGGAAAGCGACUGGGAUCACCCUCGUCAUGGCGGUCAGUGUUUGCGUGACGAAUUUCUCCGGAUUGUUGGUGGGCCCGAUGAUGAAGCGACUCAGCGUAAGGACCAUCACCAUAUUCGGGGUGUUUUGCGUCAGUUUCGGCAUGAUCACGUCCAGUUUCGCCACGCAGAUCUGGCACGUCGUCAUCACCUACGGGAUGUUUACCGGCUUAGGACUCGGAUUGGUGGCGUCAUCUACCUUUCUGGCGAUCAGCGAGUUUUUCACUACGCGAAAAAGUACGGCAGUCGGCCUAUCCAUGGCCGGGACCAGCGCCGGUCAAAUGGUCAUGCCCAUAUUCGUCGGAAUCCUGUUAAAGUACUACCAAUUCAGCGGUACGACUUUCAUAUUGGGCUGCAUCAGCGCUUGCGGAAUAGUCGGAGCCUUAUUGUUCAAGCCUCUGUGUUGUUGUAAAAAAACUCAGAUCGGCGAGAGUUCCAAAUACGACGUCAACAGCAAUCAGAACUUGCAGUCGAUCCAAGAUGACAAGCACAUUUCUGAGUCGCUACUGAAGGAAACGCGAGUGACCAUGGCGGAAGGCCAACCCAAUAGGAAGGGCAUGCCCAUUGUUAUCACUUCGAGCGAAAGUCUGGCAGAAUCGUCCAGAAGGCCCACGUGCCUCAGAAUGGUCGCCAAGACGUGGGACCUCCACCUACUCAAAGACUUCAAAUUCGUGCACAUGUCCCUCGGUCUGGGCUUAGCAUACGUCAGCUCCGUUAGCUUCAGCACCAUUUUCCCGAUGUUCCUGCAGGACGAGGUCCGGUUUACCAUGUGGGAGACCACCACGUGUAUGACGGCUUUAUCUGCCGCUGAUAUCGCGGGAAGGCUCACCACCUCCGAGAUUUGCAGAAGGUUUGGCCUUGGGAACAGGUCGCAGUUUAUGCUGGGAGCCGCGUUGCUGGCCGUCGCAAGAUCAUGUCUCGUAUACGUGACGGAAUACAAAAUGGUCUUGCUUUUCUCCGUCGUGGUGGGUUACGUAAGGGCAGUCACGGUGAUCAAUCAGAACUUGGUGAUCUCCGAGUACAUCCCCAAGAGCGAGCUACCAUCGGCUGUCGGUUUGAACAUGGUCGUCAAGGGAUUCUUCGUUAUGACCGUCGGAGAGCCUCUAGGCAUGCUAAAAGACGCUUUCGACUAUGACGUAUGCGUGCACCUUCUCGACGUCAUAUUGCUCUGCGUGUUUACCAGUUGGUCGAUCGAGAUCCUGAUCGGCAAGAGGCGUGGCCGCGACUCCAAGACAGAAACUUUCGCCACGUGAAAAGUCAGUGGCGUAGCGUUUCGCAGCUUUUGCGAGUGGAUCGCCACUUGAUGCAGCGAUCGAGACCUCGAUAUCGUGGGUAUUGUGGGAAAGUAUAGUCGGGAACAUUGACAUUGUAGUGUGAAACAUUCGAUGAAUCGAUUAAAUAUCGUUACGGUUUUAUAAA